AGAUGGCGCUGUAGCGCAUCAACUUCCACAACGUUCAACUGAUCGCUGUGAAAAUUGUUAUAUUGUGAUUUUUACUGUCCUUAAUCCUCAUUAACAACAAACAUCUAUUGUGACUGGGAUUAGUAUUUGGAUGUCUCCUGCUGGCGGCAGCACUGGCGCUCGGGGACCGCGCCGGCGACAUCAGCCCGCGAGACGUCAGGAACAUGAACAUCUUCUCGCUGACCCAGCUGAAGGAGCUGGCGAGGAGCGAGGCGGGUAACCUGGUGGUGUCCCCGCCCAGCGUGUCGACGGGGCUCGCCAUGCUGCAGCAGGGGGCCAGGGGGCGCACCCACCUCGAGCUGGAGAAGGCGCUCAACCUGUACAGCUUCCAUGCCAGGAGGGUGUACGGGGGCCUGGCCAAGCACUUGCAGGCUAAUAUGGGUGGUCCAGAUAAAACCCUAAUAGUUGCGAACAAGAUCUUCCUGCAAAAUGGGUUUACACUGUUGCCAGAAUUCUCUACGAUUAUGGCAACUGACUUCUCAACUGAAGUUGGCCGAGUAGACUUCAGAAAAGAACACAGCUUGCAACCUAUAUGCCAAUGGAUGUCAUACAUUACUGAAAACUCAAUUACAAGAGUUUUUGAUCAAGAUCCACCAAAAGAUACAGAUGUUGUGCUGGCAAGUGUUAUAUUCUAUAAAAGCACAUGGGAGAAUCGAUUUAAUAAAAAACACACAAAACUGAGAGAGUUCGAAGUCAGCCCUGGUAAAAGAGUGACUGUGCAUACCAUGUACCACCCAAGUAUGCCCGUUCGUUAUGGUUCAAAUCCUAAGCUGAAAGCUAAGUGGGCCAUGAUACCAUUCGAGAGCGAUCGUUUCUCCAUGCUCGUGAUUCGGCCGGACAGACGCUUUGGGCUGUCGGAACUGAUCCACGAGAUGUCCGACAAGGACCUAUACGACAUAUUCCUCUGCAGCGACGAGAGCCAGGUUGAAAUAUCUCUUCCUCGAAUCAAAACAACGUCCAUGCUCUGGCUCAACGAGGCACUCGCGAAGCUGGGAGUGUCUUCGGCUUUUAGCCAACAAAGCGACUUCACGGGCAUGACCAAGGAGUCCUUGAGGACCAGCAAGUUCAUCCAGAAGGCAGCUCUCGAGAUCGACGAGGCUGGAGGGAUAGGAGCUUCAUCUACAGGGGCGCAACUGAGGCGAGACGACAAAAAAGUCGCGGAGAUAAGCUUUCUCGUGGACCGCCCAUUCCUGGCCGCGAUAGUGGAGACCAAGUUGGGCCUGCCCCUGCUGUUCGCCGUCGUGAGAGAUCCGUCAGACGACGGCAGUCACGGAAACGAGGCGGGAUCUGAAGGCGACGCCAGUUGUUGCUGAGGACACGUCUCUUCCACGUGUCCUGGUGGCGACAACUAAAGUUGCCGAAGGAAAAAAAAUUCCAUCUGCGAGUCCUGGAGGCGAUAUACCAGGAGUUUCUGAGGACACUGCAACUAUUGGUCGUGGGAAUUGCUGAGGACAUGACAUGUCUCCUCUGACAGUCCUGGAGGCUGCAACAGGAGUUGCGCUAAUGACACGUUUCCUCUGCGAUUCCUGGCAACAGAAGAGUUGCUGAGGAUGCUGCACCUCCUAGUGACGGCAACACACUCGUCUUUCUGAGUCUUCUCGGAUGUAUUUUCAUGGCACAGUAACCUGCACCUUUCUUUUGAUCACUAUAGCGUCUGUGAUAGCUAGCCAGAUCAGUACUUUCUACACUGUGAAACAACGGACUGCCCAGGCCACGCAUAAAUGUUUCAAUUAGCACCAAACAAAUAACCACAUAGCUUCAGCCAAGUACGUGGGUUGAACAAUGACUUGCUACUAACCAAAUGCAUAUAUAAUUAACUCGAAAACAAAAACAAAUUUUAUAAAGAAGAAUGUUUUUUGUCGUUGUAACUAUACCAAGUGACUUCAUUUUGGACUAUAUUCAAAAGAAGAUAUUUUGCUUUUCAUCGGGACAAACGUAUCGUGUAUUUACUUUUUAUUUAUUAAUGUAAGCAACGAAUAUAGUCUACUCUUUUGCCGAUAUGACAUACUUUUCUUUUUAGAUCAUCUUCGGCGAUGCUAUGCUUUUUGUGUGCUUAUCGCCAUCCCAACAGAAUUGUGAAUGAUCAUUACAUUUUGUUACGAUUUUAUUAUCGUUUAAUCAUAAAUGGCAUAAAAUCCAUAGCGUAAUCACAGAUAGUUGGGAGUAUCAGGUGAUAGGAAUUUCAUCUGCUGCCAUAUAGUUUUCAGAUUAUUCUUUUACUUGCUAAAUGUGCCACUUAAUAUUAAAUACGUUCUGUAUAUUUCACAGAACUUUGCUAAGAAAUGAAAGAAAUAUAUAUAAGUUUCCAUUUCUUGGACAGACCAGAGCAGUAUUAAUCUUGAUUGUAUUUAUAAACCUAAGGCCACGCAUAAUUUGGUUUUAGCAACAUGUAAGAAAUUACUGUACAAUAUUUUCUUUUAAUGCUAUAACUUUUAUAGCAACAAAUUGCAAUAAAAAUAUUUUUGUCAAUGAAAA
Molecule: messenger RNA, 2514 nt
Organism: Bacillus rossius redtenbacheri
Lineage: Eukaryota; Metazoa; Arthropoda; Insecta; Phasmatodea; Bacillidae
Product: serpin B6-like
Exons: 8
Coding region: 204-1352 (382 amino acids)
Molecular function (GO): serine-type endopeptidase inhibitor activity
Source: RefSeq, a predicted model, not a curated record